Molecule: messenger RNA, 1282 nt
Organism: Myxozyma melibiosi
Lineage: Eukaryota; Fungi; Ascomycota; Lipomycetes; Lipomycetales; Lipomycetaceae
Product: P-loop containing nucleoside triphosphate hydrolase protein
Exons: 8
Coding region: 262-810 (182 amino acids)
Biological process (GO): protein transport
Cellular component (GO): lysosomal membrane
Molecular function (GO): GTPase activity; GTP binding
Source: RefSeq, a predicted model, not a curated record
UAGCUCAAACCGGAUCCGGGCGUAAGGCGGGAGAAGAUAAGGCUUCAACUUUAUCCGAGACUUGCUUCGUCGACAUCGUUCAUCGUCUACAUCUCCAUAUAUCUUUCUUUCUCUGUAUAAUUCAAGAGCUGCUUCUUCUGUCGUUUGAUCUUCAAUGCACAGCUUCUUUUUGCACUGAAAAAUAUAGUCUUGGAUAUAUAACACUCAGCAGCAUCUCGUUCUAUCUACCGAUUACUUGCCACAACCUACUACUUUCUCAAAAUGUCGUCCUGGUUCUCUCGGCUGUACGAGUACAUCCUCUCGCUUUUCUGGUCGUCUGAGAUGGAUAUCACAUUACUCGGCCUGCAAAACGCGGGAAAGACCUCAUUAUUGCGUGUUCUGGGGGGCGGCGAUUUCACUUCAGACUCGAUUCCUACGAUCGGAUUUUCAAUGAAGCGGGUGCGGAAGGGAAGAGUGACAAUAAAAUGUUGGGAUUUGGGCGGUCAGCCGAGAUUCAGAUCAAUGUGGGAGCGAUAUUGCAAGGGCGUCAACGCCAUACUAUUCAUCGUCGACUCCGCAGACCCCGCCACACUACAAGUCGCGCGCAUGGAAUUCGAAGCGCUGGUCUCGAAGCCGUCACUAGAAGGUAUUCCGGUUCUCGUGCUGGGAAACAAGAACGAUCUGCCGGACGCGUACGACGUGGACGCGAUUAUCGAUGUCAUGAACCUCAAGAGCGUCGACGAUAGAGAGGUCUCGUGUUAUUCUAUCUCGGCAAAGGAGAACGUGAACGUGGAUGCGGUGCUGAAUUGGCUGGUUUCAAAGUCCAACUAAUCCCCUCUACUAUCUUCAAACAUCCUUCCUUCCAAUAUCCUGUACAUUCCCCCUUCUUUCUCCAACCCACAAGAUCAAGCAAUGUUCCAUCCACCAUACGCAUCGGACGUCAGUAUACAUAAUGUGAUCAGGAUCCCGAUUGUUCCGUCAUUGUAACAAACUGCUUUAUUCCCCCUACAACGAUUUCCAUCACCAAAAAACCUCAACCAGGUUCAAAUCCUGUCUUAUGUCAGAUACAUAACCACUCAAGCGAUCGUGUCAACUCGGUCGGAGGACCUCGAUAGUUUCUAUUUUUAUUAUUCACUGAUUGUAUAUCCAGUGGAUCAGCUACGGAGUUGUAAUUAUUUCUAUUUUUUCCGACAGUGUUGUUAUAGUUUUGGUUUUUAGUAUCUUGUUUAAUCUUUUGUUUAUGCUUUUGUUUCCGUGUGUUUUUAAUAAAGGUUUCUGACGCGCUGUGUCUCUUACAAGGUGG